GAAUCUGCAGAAAGUUCGGGAGAAAGCAUGGCUGGUCGAAGGAUUCCGCGUAAAAGGGUACCACCCAAUCGCCUUGUUGAGGAAAAUGAUGGAGCAUAAGCAACAGCACCAACUCAACAGGUGUCCCUUCAAAAAAUGAAGGAGGAAAAUGUUUUUUUAAAAGCUAAAAUUAAAUUCUUAGAGGACAAAUGCAAGGACAUCGAAAGUGAGAGAGAUUUCCUGCGUAGCAGUCUGACCAAUGCCUUGUCAGCAAAGGAAGACAUGAUGGGAGCUUCCUGCAAACCCAAAUAUGAUGAUCCUGUGUCACAGUCUUCCAGUACAGAAGAUGACCUUCAUACAGAACGGAAAAAGAAGACAAAGAGUAGAGGAAAAGUUGAGAGGAAAAAAAAACAUUGCAAAGUUGACUCAUCGUCCUCCUCUGAAUCAACCUCAUUCUCAUCUCAAUCCUCUUCAUCCCCUGCACCCCGAAAAUCCAGCAAAAAUAAGGAUAAAGCCAAGAAAAGGAAUGGAAAAAAAAAGCAGAAAUGCACAAGAGUCUUUCUUCCAGAGCAAGCCAUUAAGAGAUACAAGAAGGUCUUGGGCUAUUUGAAAGGUGGAACCACAAAAACACAGGCGUACUUCAAAUGUGGCAUGGAUAGAAAGACAGUUAUGUAUACUGCUGCUGUUGCAGAGCUCGAAGCAUGUGACAUCGAGGCCUACAAAAAUUUGCGUGGCACCUUCCAAAGAGGACAGAAACUGUCUGAUUUUGCAGAGCGGUGCAGAGAAUUAUGCAGACAGGAGCCACUGCAAAGCACCAUUGAAGAAACAAAGAAAGCUGGCAUGCUUAUUGACUUUUGUGAGAGACAAAAAUAACCUGUGUGUUUCUUUGUAUGAUAAAUACCAUUCCAUGCAUGUUCUAGCUCAGUGACUACACACACAGCCACUUUAACUUUUUCUUGUUCCAUACCUCUUGUUUAAAUUCAGCCAUCAUAAAUAAGGCCAUGUGUCUAUAAACACUUACUUUAGCUGUUUCUUGUUCCAUGCUUCUGGUUAAGCAUUGUUCUUGUUUUCUAGUCAUGAUGAGUAAAUAUCAUGGGCAACCAAACACUAAAGUCAUUUAAC
Cyprinus carpio (common carp) is the source of this 1101-nucleotide messenger RNA. RefSeq lists its product as uncharacterized. The record is from RefSeq and is a predicted model, not a curated record. The coding region runs from base 136 to 852 and encodes 238 amino acids. Gene Ontology annotation, cellular component: nucleoplasm. NCBI's taxonomy places the organism in Eukaryota, Metazoa, Chordata, Actinopteri, Cypriniformes, Cyprinidae. The transcript is spliced from 4 exons.